This is a messenger RNA of Rosa rugosa (rugosa rose), 857 nucleotides long. RefSeq lists its product as uncharacterized. The transcript has 3 exons. The record is from RefSeq and is a predicted model, not a curated record. The coding region runs from base 117 to 560 and encodes 147 amino acids. NCBI's taxonomy places the organism in Eukaryota, Viridiplantae, Streptophyta, Magnoliopsida, Rosales, Rosaceae. Gene Ontology annotation, cellular component: nucleus; exosome (RNase complex).
UGGAUCCCCUUGAUCGGUUCGCAAUUCACAUCUCACAGCAAUAAAGGUCUUCCCUCUCUUACUCUCCAAAUCUCACAGUCACCCAAACCUUGACAUACCCGUAAUCGCCGCCUGAAAUGGAGCCCGACGGCGCAGCGCCGAUGCAAGUCGAGUCCGCGGCGGACAAAAGCCCUAACUCGGAGCUCCCUCCCAAAUCCAGAGAAGAAGGCGAGCUCUCUUCGGAUGAUAAUGACGAAAAUCCUGUUCUCUCGGUUGCACGUUCCACUGGUACUACAGGGCCCAUGCUGGUGAACAAAUUCACCCAUGGGAAUCAAGUGGGGAAGGCUGUAUCUCCUGCAAGCUCUGCUGAUAUUCAGUGCCAAACCUCCAAGCAACCUACUUCCCAGAAGAGCAAUGAUGCGAACAGAGUACCAACACCUGGAUGGCGUCCUCCACGUGCCCACUCGGGGCCCAACAAUAAUCUUGUGAUAAGCUUCUCAGACGAUGACAGUCAGAGUGAUUCUGAAGAAAAAGAGCGUGGGAAACUAAAAGCUUUACAAACUAAAAGUAAUAUGGCUUGAGGGAAUGCUAAUGGAAAACCACCCAUUUCUUCACUUGCAAAACCAAACAAGUUGGGACAGCCUGCCAGAAAUGUGAACAAAGUAAUGCCCAAAAAGUUGUCUAUGAAUGGCACAUUUAUGACAUCAAUGGCGAAUAUCCGUGGAGUUAAUUCUAGAGAUUCUGUGCCUUCAUCAGUUGAGCAAGGAUCUCGAGCUGGAAAUUUCAAUUCCGGCAACAAAAAUAUAGUGAACAGAGAGCGAUUAUAACAUACUCGAUUAUAAUAUUUUUUCGCAUUCCCUAACAUAGAGUUUCAUUAU